AUGUUCGAGCCUCGCUCCACCCGCGCAGAAUCCAAUCAAAAGCGCCUACAUACUCCGUACCGCAUUCCCGACAUCCAUCCCUGUCUUAGAACCUCGUCUGCUAGGAUGCCAACGACAGAAGUAGGCAACUAUGACAUGCUUGGCGCCAGACCUAUGGCCCCGCUGCCCAAGGUCAUACACACGGUACCACCGGCGCAGAAAUGCAUCGCCCAGAAUGACCAGUGGGCCCCCGGGCGGCCUGAUGUCGGUCGCACUUGCCCUGGGUCCUGGAAGUGUUGCGACAGUUGUCGCAGUGGCGAUAGCCUUGUCCUUAGGUACCGGCAUAAGAACAGCGGUACAGAUGAGACAGUUGCGCUCGAGAAGGUGUCGGGAGGCCACCGGCUCCACCAAGAGGCACAACCGACCACUUUGCAGGCCAACACGGCUAUCCACCACUUCUACGGCAUUGCAGAUGAGGAUGCGGCCGGUGCAGAAACCAGGUUGAACGAGGGCGAUGCAUCCGCGAUCACGUCCGCAAGGGAUGCAUGCUACAACAUAUUUGAUGGUGGUCUCAAGGUCACGCCGACGCCCAAGUCGCUCGGCGGGCAGCCAACCCCGAGCGCUGCUGGUGGCAAUUAA
Messenger RNA from Aspergillus calidoustus, 618 nucleotides. The record is from the annotation of a GenBank genome assembly. Lineage: Eukaryota; Fungi; Ascomycota; Eurotiomycetes; Eurotiales; Aspergillaceae.